Arabis nemorensis is the source of this 795-nucleotide messenger RNA. The record is from the annotation of a GenBank genome assembly. Lineage: Eukaryota; Viridiplantae; Streptophyta; Magnoliopsida; Brassicales; Brassicaceae.
AUGCCUUUUGGAUCUGCGGUUGUCACAAUCGGACACGAGAUGUACCUAAUCGGUGGAUGCGACGACUACAGAAAGCAAAUAUUGAAUGUGUUUCUCAUUGAUUGUAGAAAUCACACGUUGCGUGAGCUCCCGAGUAUGAACAGAGCUCGCUGCGGAGCAGCCGCCGGAGUAAUUGAUGGGAAGAUUUACGUAAUCGGAGGUUUCGAGAAGAAGCGAUUAUCCGGUGACGAUUGGAUCCAAGUGUACGAUUUCAAGACCGAGGUUUGGAGUCCUGUGCCUGGUCCAUACCAUUACGGUAGCGAGCUUGGAGAGUUUGAGACAUCCGUGGUUAUGGAAGAGAAGAUUUACGUUUUGGAUCGUGAUUCUUGUUUCUCUUACGAACCCAAAACGCGUAAAUGGGAAUCAUCAUACGACAGGUUGAGAGAUUUCUGGCUAAUGUCGUCUUGUGUGGUAGAUGAUAGGUUGUAUACUAUUGAUCCUCUUGGAAUAAGUAUGCUUGGAAGUUCACUAAUCGUAUAUGAUCCAGUGGAGAAGGACUGGGUAGCUGUGAAAGGUGUACAUGGUUUGCCUAAGCUCUUGUAUCAUGAUGCUAAAAUGGCGAAUUUCGGUGGAAAGUUGGUGAUUUUGGGUGCUAGUCAGAUGUAUACUGGUGGGGAGAGAGAUAUUUGGUGUGUAGAGAUCGGUUUGGAAAGACGUCAAGGAGGUGAGAUUCGGGGGAAUGUUGAAUCAGUCAAGUGUGUGCUUACAUCCAUGAGUUCGCCUUGGAUAGACUUUUGUCGUACUGUUACGGUGUAA